Messenger RNA from Branchiostoma floridae (Florida lancelet), 1459 nucleotides. RefSeq names its product beta-galactoside alpha-2,6-sialyltransferase 2-like. Bases 1 to 753 code for a protein of 250 amino acids. The transcript is spliced from 4 exons. NCBI's taxonomy places the organism in Eukaryota, Metazoa, Chordata, Leptocardii, Amphioxiformes, Branchiostomatidae. Gene Ontology annotation, molecular function: sialyltransferase activity. The record is from RefSeq and is a predicted model, not a curated record.
AUGAAGUACUUCCCCGACCAGAGUCUGGAGCAGCUGUAUCACUUCAACUCGUGCGCAGUGGUCAGCAGCAGUCAUGCCCUGAUACAGCAUCGGUACGGGCCGGAAAUAGACCGACACGACUGCGUCCUGCGCUUCAACUGCGCGCCGACCAAACACUUCGAGCAACACGUGGGCAGCCGGACCGAUAUGCGUCUCAUCAACACCAAGAUUCCCAACAGAUAUUGCAAGAAGGAAUUUUUGAACGACAGCAUUGAAAUGUACAACCACGAAAUCGUCGUAGUCAGGCACAACAACGCUUAUCGUAUCAUCGAUCAAAAGCUCGACACCUCUGGGGACCGUUACAAGAGUUUGCCGAAGUACAUCAGCUACAUCAAGACUCAUGGUAACAGACAGCUUUUCAUCCAAUACCACGUGUUCGGGCCGGCUUUAACAAGAGACAUGAAGGACUUCUGUCGGGAUAACGGAAAGUGUGGAGAGAAGGAUAACUUGGGGAGCCCGAGUACAGGUGUAUUUGGUGUGCUGAUGAUGACUCGCCUGUGUAACUGGGUCUAUGUGUACGAGAUGGUGCCGUCAGACGUGGAGCCAGUCAAGUACCUGUAUUACUAUGACGAGGAGAAGACCUUCAAUGUCACCACGUACUUUCACCCGUUCACGGCUGAGCACCUGUACCUGACGCACCUGUCAGAGACGUCAUCGGAUGACGUCAGGAAGACGGGAGUCCUGUUGUUCCGGGGAGCGAACUGUACUGCGUAAUAUGAGUAACACUGAAAAAUUGAUAUUCGCCAUACAUAUGUUUGUAUAAACGGUACUACACAAUAUAAGGUGCACUGAAAAGGUGACUUUCCCCAUACGUUUAACAGACUUAGUAGCUAAACCUACACAAUCCUACAUUUUCACCAUUACAGAGAAGCUGGACUAAUAUGCCACACUACCGUACUUUUACGAAUAUGUGUUUUGUCUUUGGUCGGUUGGGCAAAAAUGUACAAUAAAGGUAAUCAUCUAUUCAUUCAUCCAUUCAUUCAUUAUUCGUUAAUUUUUUCAUUCAUUAAUUGGUCUUUAUCAUCUGGAUUUUACCUGGUACUACAUGUAUAUGUUGCACCUUGAUAUCAUCUGUAAGGUGUGUAAUAGAAAACUCUGACACACUUAGCAACUAGAAAAUUGAUAUGAUUAAUGCAAACAAGCCUUUUAUAAAAAAAUAAGACACAUUUUCUAUUUAUUAGCUGCAAAAAUUAGUACAUUUGUAUCAAAUUACUAUCCUACCAGCUUUGUUAUUCAAACACUACAUAAGUUAAUAUAUGGUAUAUGUUUAUAAAGGGACAUUAGUGUCAAUAAAUAGUCAAAUGGCUGUUAUCAAUGCAGUAAUGUUCUGGUCUGUUCUAAGUUUCAAGCUGUCAAUUGAAAACAAUACCACUACCCCUAUGAAACUGACAAAACAUGAUACAUGUACUAUAGAACAUUU